Messenger RNA from Tachysurus fulvidraco (yellow catfish), 3013 nucleotides. It is a transcript of the gene ncoa4, whose product is annotated as nuclear receptor coactivator 4. Bases 154 to 1965 code for a protein of 603 amino acids. NCBI's taxonomy places the organism in Eukaryota, Metazoa, Chordata, Actinopteri, Siluriformes, Bagridae. Gene Ontology annotation, biological process: intracellular iron ion homeostasis; response to hormone. Gene Ontology annotation, molecular function: transcription coactivator activity. The record is from RefSeq and is a predicted model, not a curated record. The transcript has 10 exons.
AGCCAAUAAGGGGCGGGUUUUAAACAUGCAGGAAGUACUGAUGUGGAAAGAGACCCUGGUGGCAGUAAUAAACCGUCCAGAAGGGUAAUUAGAGCUUUGGGUUAGGAUCACUGGAGACAAUACUGCGUUGAGGAAUAUCUCGUCACUGAUCGGAUGAGCAUGUCACAGGUAGGCGAGCGAGAGAAUGCAGCCCUCAGGCAGUGUGUUCAGUCUCGGGCACAGCUGGAGGAGGCCAUAUCCGGGGUUAUUAAAGCUGAGGCCCAGCUCAGGGGUAAUUCUAGAGAGGUGAAGUCUCAGCUGCACAGCUGUAUCAGCAGGCAUUUGGAGACGCUGCGCUCACGGGAAGUUUGGCUCCUUGAGCAGAUUGACCUGUUGGAGCACUUGAAGGCAGAAGCUCUGCAGCAGCAGUUACACCAGCUCCACUGGCUCCGGGGUCAGUUUGACAUCCUUAUCCAUCAACUGCAAAAUUCCUUCAGCAACAACCUUGCCAGUCAACUCACUGCCUGCUUGGAAAAGUUUUCUGGUCUGAAUCUGAGUCCUGAGGAAACACCAGAGAUGAGUUUUGAAGCGGACGCUCGUGCCUUGCGCCAAGCUAUUACCUCUUUUGGGACCAUUUCCACUGAGCAGAUGUUGAAGUCCUCUGUCUCCAGCCUAACCAAUCAAAGAUCAAGCUCUGCUGAGGAAACUUGGCUUGUACAAAGCUGCCCAGUCACUGCAAAGAGACAGAAGCUGGAUCAAGACUGCGGAGGCCUACUUUCUGAAUGGUUACUCACCAGCAGUCCUGUGACCAGUGCUCCAAUUGGAUACCAGGGCAGUAAGAACCCUCAGGACUGGUUGUUAACCCCUAGAGAGAAAUUUCAGGCACACUGCCCACUUGUGCCCUUUGACUUUUAUAAGGCCUGGGGUCAGCUCAAAGAUCUAGAGGUGUGGCUCAUGAAAGAGAAUUCACCUGCACGUGAGCGAGCCAACAGCAAUACCAGCACCAGCAGCUCCGCUUUCUCCAUUGAGAAGAUUGAGGAGAAUGACUUCCUGGGAGAAGGGGAAGUUGAGGGAGCCCAAAUGGAGGAUGUUGAGACUGAUGACACAGAGUCUCUCGAUGACUGGCUCGUCACCCCCAAAACCAGCAAAUCCAUGGAGACCAGCCCUGUUUCAGAUUCAGUCCAGUGGAAGCAGGUGUUCCAACCUUUCCAUGAGAACUUCUCUUCCAGCGAGUGGCUCCUGAAGUCAGACUGUGGCUCAUGCUGCACCUCACGUGUCAAAGCGGUGGAGAUUGAGAACCUUGGCAAGCUCAAGUGCCUGAAAACUCCCUUGUCCUCAGGGGCUACCUCUCCCACUACUCCCACUCCAUCUUCUGUGAGUCCUGAUCCAGUGGAGGUCUGGCUCCAGCAAGCCAUCCCUAUAGAAAAUAACUGCAAAGCCAAUGAGAAAUGUUCAAGCUUUGCUCAGUGCGUGUGUGAUACCAACUGUGGGAAGGAAGCUCUGAGUGCCUGGCUGCUUAAGAAAGAGGGCAAAGAUAAGAAUGGUGUGCCCUUGGACAAGAAUGCCAGCAACAAAUCGUCCAUGUUACAGCAGCAAGAGCAGAAGGUGCAGGCCAUCUUGGAUGCCUGGCUUUAUCCCAGCAAAAGAGAAGAAGCUGAGGUUCUGUCCUCUCUGUCAGGCUGGGUAUCUCCAUGCAAGCUUGAGGCGAAAGAGAGAGCCACUUCUGACAAAAGCUCACCCACUGAUUUGCUUGGACAUUCUGAGGGUGUCUUCCACAAACCCCUGAAACCUGAGAAUUGGCUGCUUUCAGAGAUUAGUAAUAAAAACACACCAGAGCCAGAUGCUGAAGAGGACAAAUGGCUUCUACGCAAGAGGGCCAAUAUACAGGACAGACUUGGUCUCCCCAGAGUAUGUGAUUUAUUUUCCUGUCUCAAGCUUGAUGGGGACAGGGACAAGUGGCUACAUCACACAACAUUUGAAAUGUGAACAACAAAACGCGGCAUUAGAUUUCUGCUGGACUGAAUUGCUGAUCAUCUUCCUGUUGCCUUAUUUUCAUAUUUCUACCCAAUUUUUUUUGUCUGCUUAACACUGCUCUCGGGAGAGAAUGAGCCUGAAUCAGGCUGAAGGAUUGAGUUAUGAGGUAGUAUUUUACCUAACUCGCAAGAAUAAUAAAGGUAAAUCAGAUCAAGAGCUAUUUUAAAUCGGGUUACAUAAUUCAGCAUAAUUUAACACCAUAUGGCUUUCUGAAUAGGAAAAAAGGUUUAUUAGCAAAUUUUAUUACACUUGAUUUCUAUUUCCUUUCAUUUUAAGAAGCCAGUCUAUUCUUUCUGGUUGUUUUUUGUUUUUUUUGUUUUAAUAAAUAUGGUAAAAUAUGAUCCUCCAUUGUUGACCAGGUAUAGUUUUCUUCCAGUAUGGAUAGCUGAUAUUAUGAUAUAUGAUUUAAAGAAAUAAGCACACAAAAUAGGUAAUCAGUACAAAUUUUGGCACAGUAUAUUUUUAAUAAUUGCUCACCUUCCUCUAAGCCUCACUACAGUUUUUAUUCUUAAUAUCCCUCCGUGUGCAUUUCCACCAAGCGGACACCCUGCAGUAAUUCCUGAAUAAAGUGUGGCAAACUGCAUUAGAACAUAUUGUAUUAUGACCACUUGUUUUCCUUCUGCUUUGUUAGCUUGGACAGAUAUAGUUAAAUUGCUCUAGAUAUCAUGGGCUUGAGAAGAUCUAGUUCUGUGAUGUAAUAAAGCAAAUAUAGGAUGUUAAACAGAUUACCAAGGAAAUAGGAUGUUUAGCUUUUGCCAGCUCUCCCUAAAAAGACUAAGGGUUUGGUGCAAUAUAUAAUAACAAAAUAUGUGACGUCAAUACCACCUACGUCAGUUUUAAUAGGGUCCCAUUUUCAAACCCAUUCUCAUUCCGAAGUUUAAUGCUACACGCACAUGCAUCACUAACAGAUCAUAUGUUAUUUAAAGAAGUAUUGCUUCUCUGCUUUCUGUCUUCUGCUCACUGUAUCACAAUCUCUUAAUAAAUAUAUUUAAACAAUAAA